GUGUUGCUUUUCUGCUAUCACUUAUUUCUUUUCCUACAUUGGAUCAUCACUCAAAUAUUAAUCUUCAACAUAUAUAUUAAUCUGCAGAAGACAAAUAAUUCGAGAAUAUUAUAAAUCUUGUUCAUUUUUUGGGCUUCAACAACCUUCAUUACUCGCAAUUUCCGGAAGGCGGUUAUUAUUUUUCCCCGAAUCUGAAGCCAAACAGACAUUUUCAGAUGAAUGAAAACCAACAUUUUGAGCAAUGGAAGAGCAUCAGACUAGAAAAAGAGACGAUUUAAGAAUAGAAAUUACCUCGCCGCCGAUUUCCCAUCGGAAAACAUUAAGCUCCUCAUCGUCAGGUUCUUCCGCUUCAUCAUUAGGUUCUCCAUUCGAACUGGAUGUUACCAAAAACAUGCGACUCUCGCCAGGCAACGACGACAGCAGCGAAACGCCGUUAUCUAACGGAUACGAAACGGCCGGAACCGAAACGCGAUCAAGUUCAAACAAUAAUUCACCUAUGCAAUCUCCCCCGAAAAUGAUGACGAUGGAGCCACCGCCGCCUGUCGCGGACUCAAAUUACAGGAUUCCCUCGUCAGUAUUUGCCAGAAACAAAUCGUCAGCUCCGGCGGAGUGGAGCACCACUUCGAAUGAAUCUCUGUUCAGUAUUCACAUGGGGAACACGAGUUUUACUAGAGAUCAUGUGAACUGGUUUGGCAAAUCUGGAGAGCUAGGGUUGCUUGGUGAUCCGGCAAUGUCUCCGAUGAUGGAUUUUUCGACUAAUCAGUAUUUGAACCAUCCGCCAAGACCGCCGGAGUUAGGGCAACCGGGUAUCGGGAAUGUUGAAGCGCAUUUCGGAGUAACGGAGUCGAAAGCUGCGGAGACAAUGAGGGAGGUUAUUAAAGAGAAUGAAGCUGAUCAUGCUCAUAAAGAAAAGACUCUGGCUAAAAAAAACAUUCGCUCCGGGAGCUUUCGUGGUUCGGACGCUAGCGGCGCCAGUGUCACGUCGUUUGCUUUUCCGAUAUUGACAGGAGAUCAUAAAACGGACGCAUCACCUAGAAAGCAACACGGAAUGUCGCAUCAAAACUCGCAACCGCAGACUCCGAAAGUAUCGAACGAUCAGCCGAAAUUACAAGCAAUAGAAAGCGGUAAACCGACGGAGACAAAUCCGAAUCAAAGGAGAUGGUACAAUUGUUUCCCAUGUUGUUCAUCCUGCAGUUCUUGAGACAGUGAGAGCAAAUGUAAUUUACAUUUCAAGAUGGUAGUAUAGGUAUUAAUUUAUUGGUAGAGAGAUUGUUAAGACUUGUGAUCCUUUUCAUUUUUGUCUUCUGCAUAAUCCUUAAUCAAUUAGCAAGAUUCAUUUAA
Messenger RNA from Mercurialis annua (annual mercury), 1341 nucleotides. RefSeq lists its product as uncharacterized. The coding region runs from base 242 to 1201 and encodes 319 amino acids. The record is from RefSeq and is a predicted model, not a curated record. NCBI's taxonomy places the organism in Eukaryota, Viridiplantae, Streptophyta, Magnoliopsida, Malpighiales, Euphorbiaceae. The transcript is spliced from 3 exons.